AUGGUGGCGGAGCGCACGGUUUUGUCGCUCAUCACUAGCCACCCCGGCGAUGUGCUCUGUCUAAUGCUGUUUGCGCCGCUCGCGCUGCUGCAGUCGAAGCUACAACGCCGAAGGGGCGGCAAGCUGUGGACCGCUGCGGUCGUGGCGCUGCUGAUAUCGCUUGAGACUUUCCUGUACAUCAACGGCCGCAUUAUUGUGAUCCUACUCAGCCUGCCCCUCAUCAUAUGUUCACGUCGCAUGUGCGUGCCUGCCGUCACGGGUGGCAUCGGCAGCGGGAAGAGUACGCUGGCGAGGGUUCUGGCGGACAACGGGUACACGGUGGUCGACUGUGACGCGAUAAAUCGCGAGCUGCUGCUGCCGGGUUCGCCCGCCUACGCCAGCAUCAUCCGCAAGUUCGGCGCGGGCAUCGUGCUCGACAACGGCGAGAUAGACCGAGCCCAGCUGCGCGAGAUCGUGUUCAACAACGAGGCGAGGCGGCUGGAGCUAAACAAGUGCCUGCACAAGUACAUCGGCUUGCGCGUGAUUUGGAACAUUUUCAAGUACCGGGUGCUGCUGUGGAGGUCGCGUGUCGUUCUGGACGUGCCGCUACUGUACAACACGCCGUUGGUGUUCGUCAGCAGCCCCGUCGUGGUGGUGGUCUCGCCCGUGGAGAGCCGCCUGGAGCGCCUGAUGUCCCGGGACGGCACGGUGCCGCGGGCGACGCUGCAGAACAUCAUCAAGGCGCAGGUGUCGGACGACGUGCUCUGCGCCUGGGGAGAUAUCAUCCUCGACAACAGCCAGAGCCAGGAGGAGUUCGUGGAGCAAGUGGAGUCUCUCAUCUCGAGCCUGUAG
Messenger RNA from Babesia bigemina, 831 nucleotides. Its product is annotated as dephospho-CoA kinase, putative. Gene Ontology annotation, biological process: coenzyme A biosynthetic process. The record is from RefSeq and is a predicted model, not a curated record. Bases 1 to 831 code for a protein of 276 amino acids. Lineage: Eukaryota; Apicomplexa; Aconoidasida; Piroplasmida; Babesiidae. Gene Ontology annotation, molecular function: ATP binding; dephospho-CoA kinase activity. The transcript is spliced from 5 exons.